AUGUCCGCGGGGACAGUGGUCAUCGCUGGAGCCGUGCUGGCUGCGGUCAUUCUGCUGACCAUCGUGGGAGUGCUGUGCCUAUGUAGGCUGCAGUACUACUGCUGCAAGAGGGAGGAGUCAGAGAAGGCAGACAAUGAUGGGGAGGCGGAGUUUAGCACCAUGACCCGCCCCCUGGCUCUGUCAGCACCGCCCACUCCUCCGACACCAGAUCGCCACAGCAACACGCCAGACUCGUACCCGCCCACAUUCCUGACAGAGGCGAACGGGCCCAGCUGCUGCACCCCGCCGCCCCCUCCUCCCCCUCCCCAGUGCCACCGCGCACACUACUGCCCCACAUGCACACGCCCGGUCCCCUUCUGCCUCCAGCGCCCCACCUGCUCCUGGGACGGGCGCAACCUGUGCUACCGCUCCUUCCAACAACACCACGUAGAACUACCCCUGGACAUCAGCACUCUGUACCGCAAACUCCAGCUGCUGACCAUGAGGGAGGUCAGCCACCACAGUGUCAGCACCGAUGUUUAG
This is a messenger RNA of Periophthalmus magnuspinnatus, 522 nucleotides long. RefSeq names its product protein FAM163B (gene fam163b). The transcript is spliced from 3 exons. The record is from RefSeq and is a predicted model, not a curated record. Bases 1 to 522 code for a protein of 173 amino acids. Lineage: Eukaryota; Metazoa; Chordata; Actinopteri; Gobiiformes; Gobiidae.